UUUGUUAUCUCUAAUUUUGAAGACAGAACUUUCAUUUGUUAUCUCUAAUUUACAAAGCAUUAGUAGCUUUCAUUUGUUGUGAUACAAUGAUCAUGGCCAAAAUACCAUGUUCUUAUUAUUUCCUCAUAAUCAUGCUUGUGUUCUCCGCGGUUGAGAAAGCUAAGGGAAAUCUAUGUACUAAAAUCAUCAAUCCAGAAACUCCAUAUUCUGACCUUGUUGACUGUCGUCUAAACUGCUAUAUGGGAUACAAUGGAGUUGGAAAAUGUUUGAAAACCAAAGUUGGUAGAGAUCCUAAAUGUGUUUGUACUUAUAAUUGUUAAAGAGACAAAUUCUAAAUAAUCAUAUUUUAAAAUUAGUAAAAUAAUUUCUUUGAUUCUAUAUGAAUAAAACUCUGGA
Camelina sativa (false flax) is the source of this 396-nucleotide messenger RNA. Its product is annotated as putative defensin-like protein 158. Lineage: Eukaryota; Viridiplantae; Streptophyta; Magnoliopsida; Brassicales; Brassicaceae. The record is from RefSeq and is a predicted model, not a curated record.